Molecule: messenger RNA, 1224 nt
Organism: Tetrahymena thermophila SB210
Lineage: Eukaryota; Ciliophora; Oligohymenophorea; Hymenostomatida; Tetrahymenidae
Product: transmembrane protein, putative
Exons: 2
Source: RefSeq, a predicted model, not a curated record
AUGGUAAGAAGGAUACUGCUAUUCUUGAGUCUACUUUAUAAUCAUUUAGUAGAUUCGCAGACUUCUUCUUCUCAGAUUUAGCCCAUCUUAACAACAAACUUAAAUACAGAAUAUAAUGGCCAGACAUACUAUUAAUUCUCAUUUAAUUAUACAGGGUAGGCCGUGUAUGAUGGCAAUGCUAGAAUUGUUGUUACAUUCCCUGAUCAAAUCACAUUAAAUUUAUUCCCCGCUUAUUUGGACUGCCAAUUUUAAGUUAAAAAGACUUAUAAGACAGUAAAUUGUGAUUAUAAUAACAAUGGAGAAGUCAUUGUUUAUGUUGGUAAUUUAAGCUAAGGCACUAAUAAUCUUGCUAUUGGAAGCAUUUAAAAUCCUAAUGGAAUAACAGGAACCUCAUUCUUUAAGCUAUGUAUAUACUAUAACGAUGUACCUACUAACUGUAACCAGAAUUUUGGUUAAGUAUUCUUUGAUAGAUCUCCAGCUAGUAUGGUAUCUGGAAAUGUUCAAUUCAAAAGUUCAUUGAUAGUAGGAUAGGGAAGUUCAUGGAUUUUUAAUUUUAGUCUCAAAGGUUUAAUAUAUGAUGCAGGACUUUACAGUAUAAGGAUAACUUUUCCAAAUGGGUUUACAACUUAACAGACUAUCUGCGAAGUUGAUGGAAAUCCUACAUAAAGCAAAAGCAUUGUUCUUUUCAGCUAAAAUGUAAUAGAAUGCUAAAAUAUUAAUAAAUAAAUGUCAGGUUCUUAAGAAGUUAGAAUCAUAAACAUGAUAAAUCCAUUAAGUGCUACUUAAUUAACAAGCUUCAAAGUUGAAUUACUAUAAUAAUCAAGUGGUAUCAUUUUAGAAAGAAUUAAUAUAACUCCAAAACCUUCAAUUAGCCUCAUAUCAGGUAUUUGUUUUUAUUAAUAUUUUGGUAUAUUUAAAUUUACAUUAUUAUUAGGUAGUAUGAGUGCUUCAUUAUAGUAGUCUGAUUAGUACAGUUUAUCAAAUUCUACUUACACUUUUUAUCUUAAUCCUUUAACUCUUCUAGGUAUAAUUUAUAUUUUCAACUUAAACUUAAAAUAAAUCUAAAAAAUAUUAACAAAGGUGAUGGAGGAUCUCUUACUUUAAAAUUCCCAUCUAGUUAUACUUUAUGGGCACUUAAUUGUACAUUGCUUAAAGGACUCUAGAGAUAUUCUGGAUCAAAUCCUAGUUGCUUUUUAGAUUUAAAAAAUAAUUAAUAUGUUGUGA